CAUCACACGUGAAAUAAUCUAACAUUUAGGUUGAGUACAAUAUACAAUAAUAAAUGGCCGAAUUCCUAUCAGACCUAUCUAAUUUCUAAAAUCUUUCUGAAAAACCUCCCAACAGUAUGUACAAUGGUUUCAUCUGAUGCCAGGAAGCAAUAUCUAAAUUUAUCUCUAGCACUUAGAAGUGCAAAACUAGGAGUGACUGCAUCUAUCUCAUCCAUGGCUACCUUCCUAAUUUGUACAACAUUAUUACUGAUUCAUUUAAAUAACACAUGAAAUUCAUCCCCAACAUUCUGGGUGUUACAUAAGGAACAAUAUCGCAAGGACCGCUGUAUAUUUUUCUGUCGUCCAGUUUCAAUAUCAAAAUUAUGUGCUGACAAUCGGAUUUUCGUGAUUGCCUUCCGAGCUGCAACGUAUUAAUAUUAGGUUCUCAUGUAGCACGUUUCCAUGUUUCCCUGUUCAAGCGCUUUUUGGAAUGCCAUUAAUUACCCCGGUCUCCACAGCAAUCAAUCAGGGGUUUCAAGAAGCAACCAGAAGGCACUCACUUGAGCUCGAUAGUAGGGGAAGUAAGGAGUGACUCAGCCGCGAGUCGAACCCACGACCUUUUGAUCAUGACUCUCUCACUGCACUAUCUGCUGCCCCAUGACACCAUGUGCAGCAAUCGCUCAGUUCUAUUUCAGAGAACCACCUAUGGAGUACAUUUUUGCCUUGAAUAACAAUGUUGAAACCCCUAGAAUCAGAUUUAACACAUGUCACCACAUUUAAGUUCUCGUGAGAACAGGUGAAUUUGACCCGCUACAGAUGUGUUGACUGAAAUGUAUUGUUGAAGUUUGCGGCUAGACAUUUUAAUUUCUGCGGUGAUUGCUUUUUGUCAUUUUAUGAUACAUUAUCUUAAAUUCCUCUUGAAAAUUAAAUUUCAUUGAUGUACAUUUUUCAAUCUUGUCUAUCGCAAAAAAACGGGGGAAAUGAAGUUUUAAUUAAUUUUGAUCAUGAAAAUAUUAGGUCUUCUGCUAAUUGUUGCUUUAAAUAGUUGUCGACAUGUGCAAUAAACAAUUUUUAAAUUGUGUUGUUUUUAACGCGGAACAAUAGUUAUCAUAUUAAUUCCAAAACGUUUCUGCCCAUUCAAUGUGUCGUGAGAUACGAUUCUGUCCGGUAUGAUGGCGUCCAACGGAUUUACAAACGGUUUUUCCCAUGUGAACGGUUUUGACAGCCAAAAAUCCAAGAAGGAUCUUGGUUUUAGUCAUCACGCCGGGAUUCAUGAGGCUGAUGCACUGCCCGAAAUAGAUGACCAACAGGAUGAGGACGUUUGGUACCAUCGAUCGCCAUUGAUGUCUGCUGCACCCUUUAUGGACGAUGAGAUUUGUCAGAAGAUACGGGACACUAUCGAUUUCAGUAAACAGAUCACUAAGGAAAUGGCGAUGAAUGACACAGCCGGUCGGCCAGUGAGAGUGUACGCCGAUGGCAUAUACGACAUGUUCCACUCCGGCCAUGCCAGACAGCUAAUGCAGGCUAAAAAGGCGUUUCCCAAUGUUUACCUAAUUGUUGGUGUUUGUGAUGAUGAACUUACCCACAGAUUAAAAGGAAAGACUGUGAUGAACGAACGGGAACGCUAUGACGCUCUUUGUCAUUGUCGCUACGUCGACGAAGUGCUGUUCGGCGCCCCCUGGACAACCGAUAUAGAAUUCCUCGAAAAGUAUAAGAUUGACUUCAUUGCUCACGACGAUCUUCCGUACAACGCGUCAGGAUCGGAGGAUAUCUACGCGUGGGUGAAGAAGGCGGGCCGGUUCGUAGCGACGCAGCGAACUGAAGGUAUCUCGACCACGGACGUGAUUGCGCGAAUCAUUCGAGAUUAUGACAUGUACGUGCGGAGGAAUCUGUCGCGAGGAUACUCCCGUAAAGAACUCAAUGUUGGCUUCAUGAAGGAGAAGAAGAUUCAAUUCCAAGAAAAGUACGAGACUAUUAAAGACAAGGGCAAGAGCUUGGUGGGGAAGAGCAACGAACUCAUACAGAAGUGGGAGGACAGGUCGCGGGAAUUCAUCGGAAAUUUCCUGGAGAUGUUCGGUGCCGAUGGUACAAUUAAAACGUGGUGGUCCGACCAGAAACAGAAAAUGGUGCGCGCAAUUUCCCCAACCUUCGACGACGGAGCCAGCAGCAGUUCAGAUCCCCCAAGUCCAAGAGAUGACGCGAGGCAACGAAAAAAACUCAAUUUGAAUAGCGAUGAUGACGACGAUUCAAUAACAGACGAAUUUUAGAUCGCUGAAAGUUUUUUUUGCCAAUUUAUUGAUUUAGAAAUGAUAUCAAAUCCCCACGGUAUUAAGUUCAAUGCAUUCCUGUAACCAAUUCUAUGAUGCAUACUUGACUAGAAUCAAUGAGAUAGCCAGAAAUCUUAUCUCGGGAUUACGCAUAAAACAUAUUGUUUGCAACUGUAUAUAAUGCAAUCUAACUUAUAAGAAUUUAAACUAUCCAUCGCAAUGACAUGCUAUUGUUCUUUCCAGGUCAUACUGCUCUAUAUUCAUUUAUAAAUUAUAAUGCAAUAUUAACCUAUGUCUACUUAUUCUGAUAAUUUCAAUGUUUCGUGUAGCAGUGAAUAUAGGACUUGACAUUCUCGUGUAUGGCUCGAUGGCAGUGCCAAUCUGUACUGUGCGGAAAUAUCACACUUAAGGAUAAUUGCACUUUUGGUUAAAUCCUGACAAGAGGAAGAAAAAACAAACUUUUUUUAAUAUAAAAACUACUGAUUGUUGUUGAUGUCAAGUCCCUGGGUUGUGUCAGACUUCAUUAAACGUCACGAUCCUUUGUAAGAUUUGCCAAAUGGAAGUAAAUCGUUCCAAAAGUGUGAUUUUUCUACACAGGGUGGCGUUGAAAUUGAGCCGUGAAUGAGAUCAAGUCUGGUAUGGCUGACAAUGCUGUAAAGAGAGUUGGUUUAAUAAUCUCUUGACACCUUCAGCACCGGUUUUUCAGACCCCAGAAGAAAAAAAAAGUAUAAGAGAUGGCUGCAUAAGGUCUUUUGCAGUAACUUCUCCAAGAUAAGGUCUUUAUGAAUCAAUAGAGUUAUGUUAGCUACACUCCUUUACUGUAUUUUAUUUUUUGGUUGAAAAAUGACCAAAAUGACCCCUUUUCCAAUUUUUAGUUCCUGCCUUGCCGUGAAGAUGGCAAUGGCGUAGUUCUUUCAUGAAGUCAUUUCUGAACUACGCCAUCGGCAUCUUCAGGUCAAGGUAGGAGCAGAAGACCAAACGGUCUUUUCACGGUAUUUUCAGUUCCUACCUUGCCCUGAAGAUGGCAAUGGCGUAGUUCUUUCAUGAAGUCCAUGAGACUCCGAUAACCAGCUCAAAGAGGGGGGAUUUGGGCCACGUUGAUCUAUGUGGUUCGGCGCUGAAGGUGUUAACUGUCAAUGAUUCAGCUAAUGACUUGUAAAUAAAUGUGAAGUUGGAUGUGGUCUGCCUGCGUGCUAUCUGUGUUUUUUGCUAUUAUAUUAUGCUCUGUCCUAAUUUAUAGUUAGAUGAAGUUGUUUUAGUGGUGCUAGGGUUAACUGAAGAGUCUGACUUUAUGAUUAUUAGCCAGAUUUAUGAUUUUUUUUUCACUAAUCUUAACUGACACUUCCAGCCUGAAACCUAAUUUGGCUACCCUUACAGGCUGAAGCCAUUCAUUAGAAAUUUAUAUUUGAACUUGAAAGUUUUCUUACCAUGUUUUUUUUUAAAUAUCUAUGUAAAAAAUGGCUUUCGAUUCCAGUUGUACUUUUGCUCAAGAAAGGAUGACUUGUCCUGCUGUAUUUUUGUCAUGAAAACUGCCAAAUUUUCCACUGCUUUAUUUUUUGGCAAUUUUGGCAGGUCAUACAUGUAUAUAAACUUCCCUUUUAGUUUUUUAGCUCAGCUGACGUAGUCAGCAGAGCUUGUAAAAAUAAAAUGGUUCGAUGUCAGCGAGUCAGGCAGUCAGUCAGUCAGUCCAUCUGUAAACAAUUGUGCGUCGUUUUUCCAACGCAGCAUGCACAUAUCUCAUUUUUGACAAAACGAUGUAUAAUGGUGGUAUCUAUGUAUAUAAGAGAAGUCGGGACAAAAUUCCAUCGAUUUUCGGGACUUUGAUACGAUUUUUGUGAAGAUCUUUAUGAAGUCAAUACAUCAAGAAAAUGGCGGCGAUGAUUUUGUAA
Messenger RNA from Lineus longissimus, 4135 nucleotides. RefSeq names its product choline-phosphate cytidylyltransferase B-like. The transcript has 8 exons. Gene Ontology annotation, molecular function: choline-phosphate cytidylyltransferase activity; phosphatidylcholine binding. The record is from RefSeq and is a predicted model, not a curated record. Gene Ontology annotation, biological process: CDP-choline pathway. The coding region runs from base 1149 to 2246 and encodes 365 amino acids. NCBI's taxonomy places the organism in Eukaryota, Metazoa, Nemertea, Pilidiophora, Heteronemertea, Lineidae.